Messenger RNA from Penicillium paradoxum, 2421 nucleotides. RefSeq names its product Het-C domain-containing protein. The transcript is spliced from 3 exons. The record is from RefSeq and is a predicted model, not a curated record. The coding region runs from base 1 to 2421 and encodes 806 amino acids. NCBI's taxonomy places the organism in Eukaryota, Fungi, Ascomycota, Eurotiomycetes, Eurotiales, Aspergillaceae.
AUGCCCCUCCUCCAUGCGGGCUCAGCCCUACUGGUGCUCCUGCUCAUACUCCCGCAAGUUCAUGCCUUCGGAGCAGGAAACAUCGCCUCGAUCUCCACUGUCGAAGGCAAGAACUGGCGCCAUGGCGACAUUGAAGAUGUUCUCAAGACGCUGGCUUUCAUCCACGGCCAUAAAUGGACCUCCACCAUGAUGAAGCGUGUGUAUUUCGGCAACUGGUUGCGCGAUUACUCACAAGCAAUGGAUGUUGGCACCCUUAAAAAUCUGCAGGCCGAUACUAUCCGCAUCCUGGUGUGGGUCCUCUCAUUCUUGAGCUUCGGCUAUGCCACCGGUGAAUUCGAAGUUACUUCAGAUCGGCUGGGCGUCUACCGUCCUGAGGAACAUAUCGAUAACCCUAAGGACUAUGCCGAUAACGAAGAUGCACGCCAAUAUGACAAGCGGUUGCGGCCACCCGUGCGCGCCGUCGAGCUCGAAAUCGACCCUCAGACCGGUAUGAAAAACUAUAUUGCCAAUGAGCGAGGCGAUUGGGCCACUAGCUCGGCUUUUAUCAAGUUCAGUCUGAGCCGAAGCAUCCACUAUGGACGGACUUACACCAAUGGCGGACACAAUAAGGGCAAGGAAGAGGACUUGUGUGAAGCACUCCGGUGUUUGGGCCAGGGACUGCACACACUGGAGGAUUUCGCUGCACACACCAACUACGUUGAGCUGGUGUUGCGCGAGAUGGGUUUCCACAAUGUGUUCCCGCACACGGGUACAGCUACUCAGAUCAACCUUCAAGGACGUCGCGUUUUCCCUCUGAUCACUGGAACAUUUGGUAUGGUCGACUUCUUCCAUUCUGUUCUGGGAGAAGCACAUGAUCAUUUCACACAGUCGGAGGUCAACGAGAUGGAUAUCGCGCUUGGUAAUGCUGAAUCAAGUGCUCAGUCGAACAACUCCCUCGGGGCCCUAGCUGGACUAUUAGGCAAGAUCCCCGGUACUAGGGAUCUUGUCGAUGAGGCUGAGAACCUCAAGAGGGCAUCGGCGGCUCAAGCGACGGCCAACCGGAGCCGCAGUGCUGCCAUGUCUCAUGGGCAGUCUACUUCUCAUGGCUACGAGCGGUCCCGUGCUGGUCCGAAUGAGCCUUCGAGUGGUAAUUCCCAGCCCAGCUCUGGCCUUGAUGGCCUGCCCGAUUUCAACCCUCAAGAAACGGUGGCCAAGAUCUAUCCUAUCCUGGCCUUCCGGGAUAAGGUCAUGCGGAGCUUGAACUCUAUUAUUGAGAAGAUUCCAGGAUUGGAGUCGCUUGUAGAGAAGAUCUCUGAGACCCUGACCAUCGUCAUCAUGUCGUUGCUUGCACCUUUCAUCCGACCUUUGAUCAAGGCCGCUUCCAACUCCCUGCAAACCGGAUCAUCAGGUGUCAUUGAUGCGUCUGGCAAGCACCAGUAUGAGCCAUGGACCGAUCCUCACUGCACAGACCCUACCCACUCUCUACUCUCCAAGGACCACUUCGCCAACAUUCUGAAUGAGCCCGCCGGACGGGUCGCCUCUGCAAUUGUGGAAUACAUCGCGCCUCGUAUUCUGUAUGCUUGGCAACACAUCGAUGUCUCCGAGAACGAGGUCCUCGAGGAUUGCUUGCAGGUCUUCCAUCACCCGGCACUGCGCAAUAUGCGCAACGAUGCCCACCGUUCAAUGUUCGAGGCUGUCGAGAAAUGGGCCCGUGCUCGCCCAGACCGUGGUGCUUCCCUCGAUUCCAUCCUCAACUCCGAGGGCGUGCGAAACGGUCGUAACACUGGUGGAGUGAGCCACACACAUAGUGGCGAACAUGCCGGAUUCCCCAUUUUGGGUGGGGCGGCUGCUGCCUCUCACGGCCAAAGUCAGGGCCAUAAUCAAAGCCACGGAAGCCAUGGACACGGUAACAAUGGUGGUCAUUCAUCCGGCGGAUUUUCCUCAUUCUUUUCUCAGCAAACUCAACAGUCAAGCGGCAACUCGCCCGGGGUGCCCUGGGAUAAGCUUUCCAGCCUCCCUAUCCCAGGCAUCUCUAACUUAAGCAAAUUCUCCGGUCUCCUUUCUGGCGGUUUGACGCGUGAUGAACCCGAUUCAACCCCCCAACAGACCCAACAUAGCUCAUACCAGAGUCAUCAGGGUGGUGGUGGAUACGAACCCUCGCACUCUCCACAGCCGCACGGCGGCUAUCAGCAGCCUCAGUACGCUCCUCCACCAAGCCAUGGCUAUCAGGAGAAUCGACAGCAUGAGCAGCACUAUGGAGGCUCUCAGAGCUCUUCGUACUACACACAGCAAGAGCAUCAUUCUGGAUAUGCACCACCGCAUGCUCCUCACAAUCCCCCACACCAAGGCUCUCACCCGGGUCCUCACGGUGGGCAUGGCCAGGGACAACACCAGGGUCAUGGCUAUGGAAAUGCACAUGGCUAUGGUCAACCGAGAUAUUGA